Messenger RNA from Spinacia oleracea (spinach), 881 nucleotides. Its product is annotated as early light-induced protein 1, chloroplastic-like. The coding region runs from base 119 to 709 and encodes 196 amino acids. The transcript is spliced from 2 exons. The record is from RefSeq and is a predicted model, not a curated record. NCBI's taxonomy places the organism in Eukaryota, Viridiplantae, Streptophyta, Magnoliopsida, Caryophyllales, Amaranthaceae.
ACUUCAUCACCAAAAGUAACUUACACUCUCAUUUUAAAGCAUUCUACUUCAAAGUUUAAUUGAAGUUGAUUAUUAUCUUAAUCUAAGCCACAUCAAAGUUUGUUAAUUAAUUGUUGUAAUGGCAAUGUCUAUGCAAGUACAAGCCCUUCUUUCCAACUCUGUUGGUGCCUUCACUAAUGGCACCUCCAAGGCGUAUCCACUAGGGUUUAAUCCUCGGAUGGCAAAACGUGUCAAUUUUGGUGUUAAGUGUAUGGCGGAGGAGAAGGCUGGAGGUGAACCCAAGCUUGACUCCGGUGUACCCAAACCGAACCCUACUGUAUCUUCACCCACCCCUAUUCCAACUCCUAGGCCUCAACCAAAGAAGGUAAGCACAAACUUCAGAGACUUGUUCGCCUUUAGUGGCCCUGCACCGGAAAGGAUCAACGGGCGCCUAGCAAUGAUCGGGUUCGUGGCCGCAAUAGCCGUAGAGCUAUCUAAUGGCACAGACCUAUUUACUCAAAUAUCCGACGGUGGAUCACAAUGGUUCCUAGGAACAAGCAUCCUUCUUUCAGUAGCAUCAUUAGUGCCAUUGCUCCAAGGAAGCCGAGCAGAAGCAAAGACACAAGGGUUAAUGAACGCCAACGCCGAACUUUGGAAUGGUAGAAUUGCUAUGUUAGGUCUUGUUGCCUUGGCUGUAACUGAGAUCGUUAAAGGUGGAGCGCUUGUUUGAGCUAACUCAAAUUUUUGAUGUGUGACUUGAUCUAAGUUUGAUAUAUUAUGUAUAUAGGAAAUGAAUUAUUAUGGGAUGGUUGAUUACAAUUUUGGGAAGGGAUUAGUUUACUGUAAAAUGUAUUUGUAAAAUACUCCUACGAUGAUAUAUAGUUAUCAAUUCUUAAUUUGAA